CAGAUCGGGCCGAGUCGACGAAGCUCCAAAUCCAAUAGGACUAACUGUAUCGGUUCUAGGAAAGCCUCUUUGAAACCCAUUUCCCAAAUUCCGGUCCCCAACAGAAUCAAAUUGAAAUUCCAAUUCGAAUUGAAAUUCCGAUUCUUUUGACAAAGUUCAAUUGAAUUAAACUCAAUUACCAUAUAUUUGAGGCGUUCGAUCGGAGAUCGUCUGCAAUGGCUACCACGGAGUCUCCGGGUGCUGUUAAAAAAGUGGUUGUUCAUCUGAGAGCUACUGGUGAUGCUCCUAUACUCAAGCAAACCAAAUUCAAGAUUCUUGGAACUGACAAGUUUGCUAAAGUGAUUGAGUUUCUACGAAGGCAACUUCACAAGGAGACCUUGUUUGUAUAUGUAAACAGUGCAUUCUCGCCGAACCCAGACGAAUUGGUGAUUGAUCUGUAUAAUAAUUUUGGUUUUGAUGGUAAACUGGUGGUUAACUAUGCUUGCUCCAUGGCAUGGGGCUGACACUCAGGUUCGGGCUGGCGCACAUAUAACUAUUCUUAAUGUAAGUGAACACAAAAGAUUUCAUUCUGCACAAGCAGAGGGAACGUGAGUUUUCGUCAACUGAAACUUCUGAGCAGGUGGAGAUACAGUAGAAAAGACCAUAGUUCAAAACAUUUUCUUUUUGUAUAUAUGCUAUGAUUUUCUAUUGGUAGGGAUGUAACUUUUGUUACUUCUCCAUCAAAAUCCAAGAUGUAAUGUCAAAACUGGAUUCGUAAUGUUAUUAUUCAUCAAAUUUACCUUUA
This is a messenger RNA of Pyrus x bretschneideri (Chinese white pear), 784 nucleotides long. Its product is annotated as ubiquitin-like protein ATG12. The record is from RefSeq and is a predicted model, not a curated record. Gene Ontology annotation, cellular component: cytoplasm; phagophore assembly site membrane; Atg12-Atg5-Atg16 complex. The coding region runs from base 216 to 503 and encodes 95 amino acids. Gene Ontology annotation, biological process: autophagy of mitochondrion; nucleophagy; autophagosome assembly. NCBI's taxonomy places the organism in Eukaryota, Viridiplantae, Streptophyta, Magnoliopsida, Rosales, Rosaceae. The transcript is spliced from 6 exons.